AACGAGCAGAACAAGGCAUAAAAGUUAUAUAUAGUUUUGCCACACAAGUGACUUUUGUUGUGUUGGCAGCUCACUCACAAGGCCACACACCCAAGGAUAACAUUGUGCCCUGGAAAGUACACUUUGUGUUUUCAGUGAGUCUAGGGUAGGAUAUUGUGGCCUCUAGUUUAAGUGAGCAGUUUUGCAAUGGUGCUGGGAGAACUCUAUGCUUCGCUACAGUUAUGGACGUCAGGUCAGAAGUAGUGUCGUUUGUUAGCGUUACAAAGAGGAAUAUGCUGUCAUGCAAUAAUACAUCAGCUCUGGUCCUGCUGUUUGGCACUAAAGCCAUGUGGAAGCACAUUUACCCGUGUUUAGGGCAAGCAAAAGUGCUUUCAGUGAGUAUGGGCACUAUUCAGAGCCCCUACGACAACAACACAAAUGUGCUUACGACAAUGGAAUUUACCCUACAGUCGAUGCUGGCUCCAAAAUCAAGUAACAGCUGUAGGCAUCCCACAUCUCCAGCUACACAUGACUUCAUGAGUGGAGUGAAACCUGCAAAAGUUAACCAACACAAAAUUACGCAGUGGGAGCAGUACCAACAGAAGAGCUACACAGGACUCCCUCCUUCCAUUCCCAUGAUCCUCAUCGUUAUCAUUUGCCAUUACAGCCAGGUGUAGCAGUGUGGGGGGACCCCUUACAGAGUGCAUGGCAGCCUCUGCACCAUGUUGAAUCAGGGCAGCCAAUGUUUGCAAGCACUUAAGAGAUGGAAUAUCAUCAUCAACUGGAGUUCCACCUUUGUUUUGAACCUUUCUAAGAGGAGCCUCAACUAUGAUCUUUAGGAGCGACGUAUGAUGGGCGGUUAGUACAUUCAGCACUGGCCCCAUCUUAGAACCCGGCAGCAGCUCUCGUAGUGCAUCUUCAUCAGCAAGAGCAGCAGAGUAGAUGAGAGGGUAGAAGCCAUCAUCAUCAUCAUCAUUAUCAGUGGUCAUGGAAUCCAAAAGACCUUCCUUGAACUUGUGCACAUCCUCAAGUACAGAGAAUUUCACAUCAGAAUCAAACAUA
Messenger RNA from Geodia barretti, 1041 nucleotides. The record is from the annotation of a GenBank genome assembly. NCBI's taxonomy places the organism in Eukaryota, Metazoa, Porifera, Demospongiae, Tetractinellida, Geodiidae.